AUGUCUGAACACAAAAUGUCGAACCAGUCCUCCAAUAACAAGGUGUCCACCACUGACCGCAUCAUCAAAAGUAAGCAUUUCCUCACCACCAACACCCCCUCCCCACCGCCCUCUCACCCUCUCGUCUACCCCUCCACAGGUGUGCCAUUCCCGCCCUCACACAAGCUCUCGAUGGCCGAGGUGUUUGAGGCGAAGACCAAUAAACCGCGGACGGAGAUCCUGAAGCAGCACUUCAUCCUCGAGGGCCGUAUUGAAGAGAACGUCGCGCUUCGGAUCAUCAACGAAGGCGCCACUCUUCUGCGCUCCGAGAAGACUAUGAUCGACAUCGAGGCCCCCGUCACGGUGUGCGGGGACAUCCAUGGCCAGUUCUAUGAUUUAAUGAAAUUAUUCGAAGUGGGCGGACCGCCCGCGUCCACCAAAUAUUUAUUUCUCGGCGAUUACGUGGACCGGGGUUAUUUCAGUAUUGAGUGUGUAUUGUAUUUAUGGUCAUUAAAACUAUGCUUUCCCACCACUUUGUUUCUACUGAGGGGUAAUCACGAGUGCCGUCAUCUCACCGAAUAUUUUACGUUCAAAACCGAAUGUCUGUCGCCGGAAGUCCAUACGCUGGACGACAUCAAAAAGCUGGACCGAUUCAAAGAGCCGCCGGCCUUCGGGCCGAUGUGCGACCUCUUGUGGUCGGAUCCGUUGGAGGACUUCGGGAACGAGAAGUCGAAUCCGCCGGCCUUCGGGCCGAUGUGCGACCUCUUGUGGUCGGAUCCGUUGGAGGACUUCGGGAACGAGAAGUCGAAUGUCGUCGUGAAGUGCGUAUUGAGACAAGCGCCGACAAGAAUGAAGAUGAGAAUGCCGCGCACGACACUCAAGAAUGUCGUUUUAUUGAAUAAUAGCUACCGGAUGUACCGGAAGUCGGUGGUGACGGGCUUCCCGUCUCUCAUAACGAUCUUCUCGGCGCCCAAUUACCUGGACGUCUACAACAACAAGGCAGCCGUUCUCAAGUACGAGAACAACGUCAUGAAUAUCCGACAAUUCAAUUGCUCGCCGCACCCCUACUGGCUGCCCAACUUCAUGGACGUGUUCACGUGGUCUCUGCCUUUCGUGGGGGAAAAGGUGACCGAAAUGUUAGUCAAUUUGCUGAACAUCUGUUCGGACGACGAACUCAUCACCGAAGGAGAGGAGAGUUUUGAGAGUGAGUUGGAGGGUACGUAUUGUUGGCAACCACUGACCACACCUUCGUUGCGCACACUCUCACUACUUGAACGGCGCGAACCGGCAGUAAGUGCGGGAAAGCCGUUCAAA
This is a messenger RNA of Oppiella nova, 1293 nucleotides long. The record is from the annotation of a GenBank genome assembly. NCBI's taxonomy places the organism in Eukaryota, Metazoa, Arthropoda, Arachnida, Sarcoptiformes, Oppiidae.